Peronospora belbahrii is the source of this 1611-nucleotide messenger RNA. The record is from the annotation of a GenBank genome assembly. Lineage: Eukaryota; Oomycota; Peronosporomycetes; Peronosporales; Peronosporaceae.
AUGAUUCACACGUCUGCAUCAGGAGAUUGUGAUCAUAAUGAGUGGAAAAAGACGUCUUCUACUACCCCUCAUCAUCAUCAUCAUCAUUCCAUCUCUUUACAAGCUUCUGGAGACGUACAUGAUGCAACACGUGCGUUGCAAAAUCUUGAUAUUCUACAGCCACGACCUGUUGCUCAUGAUGACGGUGGAAAUUAUCCACCACCAUUACAAUUUAAUGCUUGUUUCCCAGUUGGAACAGCAACUGCUAGUGCUCAUGGACCUUUAGAUCCUGUAUUAGUAGCAGGACUAGAGAAUGCUCGAGAACGAAUGACGUUGCUCAAGUUUGAGGAUCAAAUUGUACGCUUUUUGAAGAAUCCAAGGGAACCACAGCUUCAUUUUCCUCCAUUAUCGUCCUAUCAUCGACUCAUUGUGCAUCGGUUAGCACAACGUUGUGGAUUGGAACACCAGACGGCAGAUUAUAACUCAUUUGAGAAUGGAUCGGCUCGAGUUGUGACACUAUUCAAGACGAUGCAGUCAGCUGUGCCACGUAUAUUACUCAUUGAUCUCUCAGUGGAUCGACAGACACCGACAGUAACACCAGCACAUGCUCCGAAAAUUAUGAUGCGGAGACGAAGUGCAUUGAUACCAGGUGCUAAUGGUAGUCGUAAUAACGGUAUGGACAAAGCUACACCUUCUUUACAGGACCGUGAACGUGCAUAUGCUGAGGCACGAGCAAGAAUCUUUGGUGAAGACAAUAGUAGUAACAGUAGUACGGCAGUAGAGUCAGGAUCCUUGUCAUCUCCUUGCUCGACAACAUCACUGGUGCAUGACAGCACUGACAUUGUUGUCAGUACGGAAAAUAAUGAUACGAGACACGAAAGUGUGCAAGCUCCUGGACCAGACCGAGACAGUAGCAAAGGGUUUGAUCGAGGAGGUGCUUUAUCUUGUGGAAAUAGUGGAGUUCAAACGCAAGAUCUUCACUUACCCAAGGAACACGCAAGCCAUAAUGAAAUUGAUAAAUGCUCGCGAGCUUCUCAGCCGAGUGCUACGAAUGCAGCGAGCUGGAAAGAAAGCAAAGUAUUAUGGCGAAAUCGCGAGCAAGAAUUGAACGACCCAGACUUUACUCGGAACCAUGACGCAUUCCGCCUUCGUUCCAGUGGUGAGACACCGAGUGGAAGUGGAAGCGGAGGUGAGUCUCCAUACCAUAGCAACCGCUUUGGCAUGCGAUUUGGACACGGCGACUUUCACGACCGAUCCUAUGAUCGACCCUAUGGCUUCCAGUAUCAACAGACUGGCAGUGCACCGCUCCCUCAGCCUCCUCCGCUGCCCAUGUCCAUGGUCUCGCCAGGACGCGGCCGACUCCACGUUGGCGAACCCGAUUAUAACAAUAGAGUAGACGCCAAACUUUGUCAAAGGUCUCCGCACCAGCAAUACCAUGCGCAACAGCAAUUUCAGCAACAUCAGUCGAACCUGCCGCCGUCCAUGAUAAUGGGACGCGGUGGGUACGGGUACCCUUCACCCCAAGGUCGUCCAUUUGCACGACAGGGAAACUGGGUACCACCCCAUGCUAGCACUCGCGCAGUGGGUAACAGCGGGUUCAUCGCAGACGAGUUCCCUCCGCUGGGCAAGUAA